GCUGCAUCCUCGCCACAUGUUUUUUUCUCAGAGAGCCCUGGUAGGUGGCACGUUUAUGCCAUCGUGUCUCAAAAACAAUAGCAAAAGGAAAAUCCGAAGAGCCAAUGUAUGUAUCGAGGGCAUUCACGUCAUGGCUCUAAAGGUGAACAAUGUAGUUUAUCUCAGUUCCAUUUCCCCCUUACAAUGAGCAGGUCACGUGUCAGCCGGACUAUGGAGUAAGAGCAUGCGUAAGAAUAGCAAUGGUGAGAACAGAAGAGGGAAUGUGCGUGGCGACAGCGGAUGGCACAGAAUGCCAACGAAGCUCGUGCGGCAAACACCAAGCGUAUGCAGGUCGCCAGACAAGACGACGCAUAUCGCGAGGCAGAGAAUGCUGCCCAGCGACUUCAGCGCAAAUGUGUCAACAUCGAUCAGUCCAAGGGUGUGAACGCCAGGUUCCGAGUCUUCCUGGACCGUAACUUCGAUGCCAGUUGCAACGUGCGUGACCGACCGUGGUUUGACAACAACCUUACUAUGAUCGCCAGUGUGACGGACGACGAGAAGCAGCAAUGUGCGUUGAAUGUAUUAACAUGGUGUUUCCCCGCGUUAAGAAUGUGCCUACUUGUGUCAUAGUGUCUUGUUUAAUUUUAUUUAUAUCAUGAGAAGCCAACAAACAAAGACACCAAGGACAACAUAGGGGAAACUACUUGUACUUACUAAUUGAAUUCAAGAAAUGAUACAUUAAUGGCAACGAAAGCGUAUGAAAAAACAACUUGCCGCAGGUGGGGUACGAUCCCACGUCUUCGGAUUACGCGUGCGAUGCUCGCAUCGCUGUAUGUGACUAACCUUCCGUAGUUUUUUCGGCAUCCGGCAACAGAAACGGACUUGAUUUCUAACGAACCCAUACACAAUGGGCUUCAUUGUUUGUGUGUGAUCACGUACGCGUGCAGUGCGGCGGCGCAGAUGUCAAAAUGCGGAACAGAUUAUAACGCUCGCCGUGAAAAAUAGCGUGACGUCAAGGCUAUCGCAGUACAUAAGCAGGGGAGGUAUCGGCGCUAAACACAGCUGCAUUAUCGAUGGGGCGGACACGUAUAGUUCGUACACUCGAAGAACAACAUGCGUACGAGGAGCGCCGGAGGGAACAGCAACGCGAAUGUAAACGGCGCCGGCGCGAAACGACCACCGACGAAGAACGUGCCCGCGAUGCUGAACGAAAACGACAAUCGCGAGCCCGGGCACCUGCGAACGAGCAACAACGCCAAGCUCGCAACGCAAUACGGCGGCAGAGGUACCGGAUGGACCGAGUGAACGACUUCAAAGAUUUCCGUCUUUUUCGAACGACCGGCGAAGAAGGUCGAUGUGGAUUACAAAUCUACGUAUCGCCAAAGAAGUAACUCCAACGAUGACUGUGUGCUCUCGCCACUUCACAAGGGACAACUUCUUUUACCCUGGUAUUAAGUGCUUGAGAAGACGACUCAAGCAAACAGCUGUUCCCACUGAGAACCUCCCAAAAUUGGCAACACACGAUGGGAGCAAAGCAAUUCGAUUAAAGAAGCUGUCCUUGGCUGGACACCAUGCUGAUCAGGUAUACCUACAAUAUCUGGCAUAUAGUUGUGAGGUUAGUACUGUUCCCUGGGGAUCAUCAGAAACACUUCCAGGCUCAUCUGAACGCAGCUUUCGAGGCACAGACUCUGGAGAUGCAACUACGAUUGACAGUGAGCAGCACGUCGCCUUUGCGAAGGAGCAGCAUUCCGUGGCCUUCUUCUGUGCACAGUGCAAGACCGUGAUAACUCCGAAUUCCAUGUUGUGCUUCGUUGGAGUAGGGUGCACAUGCGCAGAAGUCAGCGUGAGAAAAGCCUGUACAGGCACACAGACAACUGCAUCCAAUGCAGCCCUGCGUGUGGACAAGAAAGGCCUGGUUAAUGUGACGAGCUUGGGUGAGCGGAGCAGAGCCACAAGAGUGACGUCGCGCCUUGCUUCUCACAAGAUUGGUCAGGCCACGGCUGCUCUGCAGUUCGACUUGCCUGUGGCUCACAAAUCUGUUCAGUGCAUCCCCAGAGUCAAGAGCAAGUCAACACAGUUCUCUGCUACUGGUACGAGGACGUCGAGAACUCUGCAGACAAGAAGAGCUGUGAAUCGGCCAAGUUCUGGCUCAGGUAACUGGCACAGCAAGGGUGCCCAUGGCCGUCAACUUAGCCGUUUGUGUUUCUUUUAAUCCUUUCUGUAUGGAGGAUGAGCUGAGCUUUUCAAGUGUCUACUCGAAAAAUGAUGAUUUCGAAGCCCAACUCUUCCAGCACUGUUUUAUUUUUCAUGCAGCUCUCAAGACAAUUUCAGCCCGUCCGUUGCUCAGUGCGUGCUGCAAGUAACACCAGAUGUCACUAGGAGUCCUUUGAAAAGUAAAGUUGUGAACAGACUU
Molecule: messenger RNA, 2392 nt
Organism: Dermacentor andersoni
Lineage: Eukaryota; Metazoa; Arthropoda; Arachnida; Ixodida; Ixodidae
Source: RefSeq, a predicted model, not a curated record